This is a messenger RNA of Pipistrellus nathusii (Nathusius's pipistrelle), 4128 nucleotides long. The record is from the annotation of a GenBank genome assembly. Lineage: Eukaryota; Metazoa; Chordata; Mammalia; Chiroptera; Vespertilionidae.
AUGGUGCCCGGCGAGGAGAACCAACUGGUCCCGAAAGAGGAUGUGUUUUGGAGAUGCAGACAAAAUAUCUUUGAUGAAAUGAAGAAGAAAUUUUUACAGAUAGAAAAUGCUGCUGAAGAACCUAGAGUCUUAUGUAUAAUACAAGAUAUUACUAAUUCAAAGACAGUGAAUGAACGGAUCACUUUAAAUUUACCAGCUUCUACUCCACUCAGAAAGCUCUUUGAAGAUGUAGCCAACAAAGUAGGCUACAUAAAUGGAACCUUUGAUUUGGUGUGGGGAAAUGGAAUCAAUACUGCUGAUAUGGCUCCACUAGAUCAUACCAGUGACAAGUCUCUUCUUGAUGCUAAUUUUGAACCAGGAAAGAAGAAUUUUCUACAUUUGACAGAUAAAGAUGGUGAACAGCCUCAAAUAAUGCUGGAGGAUUCCAGUGCUGGUGAUGACAGUGCGCAUGACAGAUUUAUAGGUCCACUUCCAAGAGAAGGUUCUGUGGGCUCAACCAGUGAUUAUGUCAGCCAAAGCUACUCCUAUUCAUCCAUUUUGAAUAAAUCAGAAACUGGUUAUGUGGGAUUAGUAAACCAGGCAAUGACUUGCUAUUUGAAUAGCCUUUUGCAAACACUUUUUAUGACUCCUGAAUUUAGGAAUGCCUUAUAUAAGUGGGAGUUUGAAGAAUCUGAAGAAGAUCCAGUGACCAGUAUUCCAUAUCAACUACAAAGGCUUUUUGUUUUGUUACAAACCAGCAAAAAGAGAGCAAUUGAAACCACAGAUGUUACAAGGAGCUUUGGAUGGGAUAGUAGUGAGGCUUGGCAGCAGCAUGAUGUACAAGAACUGUGCAGAGUCAUGUUUGAUGCUUUGGAACAGAAAUGGAAACAAACAGAACAGGCUGAUCUUAUAAACGAACUAUAUCAAGGCAAGCUGAAGGACUACGUGAGAUGUCUGGAAUGUGGUUAUGAGGGCUGGAGAAUCGACACAUAUCUUGAUAUUCCAUUGGUCAUCCGACCUUAUGGGUCCAGCCAAGCAUUUGCUAGUGUGGAAGAAGCAUUGCAUGCAUUUAUUCAGCCAGAGAUCCUGGAUGGCCCAAAUCAAUAUUUUUGUGAACGUUGUAAGAAGAAGUGUGAUGCACGAAAGGGUCUUCGGUUUUUGCAUUUCCCUUAUCUGCUGACCUUACAAUUGAAAAGAUUUGAUUUUGAUUAUACAACCAUGCACAGGAUUAAAUUGAAUGAUCGGAUGACAUUUCCUGAAGAGCUGGAUAUGAGUACAUUUAUUGAUGUUGAAGAUGAGAAAUCUCCUCAGACUGAAAGUUGCACUGACAGUGGAGCAGAAAACGAAGGCAGUUGUCACAGUGAUCAAAUGAGCAAUGAUUUCUCCAAUGAUGAUGGUGUUGAUGAAGGGAUCUGCCUUGAAAGCAAUAGUGGAACUGAAAAGAUUUCAAAACCUGGUCUUGAAAAGAAUUCCUUGAUCUAUGAGCUCUUCUCUGUUAUGGUUCAUUCAGGGAGUGCUGCUGGUGGUCACUAUUAUGCUUGUAUAAAGUCAUUCAGUGAUGAUCAGUGGUACAGCUUCAAUGAUCAACAUGUUAGCAGGAUAACACAAGAGGACAUUAAGAAAACACAUGGUGGAUCUUCAGGAAGCAGAGGGUAUUAUUCCAGUGCUUUUGCAAGCUCCACAAAUGCAUAUAUGCUGAUAUAUAGACUGAAGGAUCCAACAAGAAAUGCAAAAUUUCUAGAAGUAGAUGAAUAUCCAGAACAUAUUAAAAAUUUGGUGCAGAGGGAGAGAGAUUUGGAAGAACAAGAAAAGAGGCAACGAGAAAUCGAGCGUAACACAUGCAAGAUAAAACUAUUCUGUUUGCAUCCUGUGAAACAAGUCAUGAUGGAAAAUAAAUUGGAGGUUCAUAAGGAUAAGACAUUAAUGGAAGCAGUAGAAAUAGCUUACAAGAUGAUGGAUUUGGAAGAGGUAAUACCUGUGGAUUGUUGUCGCCUUGUUAAAUAUGAUGAGUUUCAUGAUUAUCUUGAAAGAUCAUAUGAAGGAGAAGAAGAUACACCAAUGGGACUUCUACUAGGUGGAGUUAAGUCAACAUAUAUGUUUGAUCUGCUCUUGGAGACAAGAAAACCUGAUCAAGUUUUUCAAUCUUAUAAACCUGGGGAAGUGAUGGUGAAAGUUCAUGUUGUUGAUCUAAAGGCAGAAUCUGUAGCUGCACCUAUCACUGUUCGUGCUUACUUAAGUCAAACAGUUACAGAGUUCAAACAACUUAUUUCAAAGGCUAUCCAUUUACCUGCUGAGACAAUGAGAAUAGUGCUGGAACGCUGCUACAAUGAUUUGCGUCUUCUCACUGUGCCUAGUAAAACCCUGAAGGCCGAAGGCUUUUUUAGAAGUAACAAGGUGUUUGUUGAAAGUUCUGAAACUUUGGAUUACCAGAUGGCCUUUACCGACUCUCAUUUGUGGAAACUCCUGGAUCGGCAUGCAAAUACAAUCAGAUUAUUUGUUUUGCUACCUGAGCAAUCUCCAGGAUCUUAUUCCAAAAGGACAGCAUACCAGAAAGCCGGAGGUGAUUCUGGUAAUGUGGAUGAUGAUUGUGAAAGAGUCAAAGGACCUGUGGGAAACCUAAAGUCUGUGGAAGCUAUUCUAGAAGAAAGCACUGAGAAACUCAAGAGCUUGUCACUGCAGCAGCAGCAAGAUGGAGAUAAUGGGGACAGCAGCAAAAGUACUGAGACGAGUGACUUUGAAAAUAUCGAAUCACCUCUCAAUGAGAGAGACUCUUCUACAUCAGUGGAUAAUAGAGAACUUGAACAGCAUCUUCAGACGUCUGAUCCUGAAAAUUUUCAGUCUGAAGAACGAUCAGACUCAGAUGUGAAUAAUGACCGGAGUACAAGUUCAGUCGACAGUGAUAUUCUUAGCUCUAGUCAUAGCAGUGACACUUUGUGCAAUGCAGAUAAUGCUCAAAUCCCUUUGGCUAAUGGACUUGACACUCAUAGCAUCACAAGUAGUAGAAGAACUAAAGCAAAUGAAGGAAAAAAAGAGACAUGGGAUACAGCAGAAGAAGACUCUGGAACUGAUAGUGAAUAUGAUGAAAGUGGAAAGAGUAGGGGAGAAAUACAGUACAUGUAUUUCAAAGCGGAACCGUAUGCUGCAGAUGAAGGUUCUGGGGAAGGACAUAAAUGGUUGAUGGUGCAUGUUGAUAAAAGAAUUACCCUGGCUGCUUUCAAACAACAUUUAGAGCCCUUUGUUGGAGUUUUGUCCUCUCACUUCAAGGUCUUUCGAGUAUAUGCCAGCAAUCAAGAGUUUGAGAGUGUUCGACUGAAUGAGACACUUUCAUCAUUUUCAGAUGACAAUAAGAUUACAAUUAGACUGGGGAGAGCACUUAAAAAAGGAGAAUACAGAGUUAAAGUGUACCAGCUCCUGGUCAAUGAACAAGAGCCAUGCAAGUUUCUGCUAGAUGCUGUGUUUGCUAAAGGAAUGACUGUACGGCAAUCAAAAGAGGAGUUAAUUCCUCAACUCAGGGAGCAAUGUGGUUUAGAGCUCAGUAUUGACAGGUUUCGUCUAAGGAAGAAAACAUGGAAGAAUCCUGGCACUGUCUUUUUGGAUUAUCAUAUAUAUGAAGAAGAUAUUAAUAUUUCCAGCAACUGGGAGGUUUUCCUUGAAGUUCUAGAUGGGGUGGAGAGGAUGAAAUCCAUGUCACAGCUUGCAGUUUUGUCAAGACGGUGGAGGCCCUCUGAGAUGAAGUUGGAUCCCUUCCACGAGGUUGUGUUGGAAAGCAGUAGCGUUGAUGAGUUGCGAGAGAAGCUUUGUGAAAUCAGUGGAAUUCCUUUGGACGAUAUUGAAUUUGCCAAGGGUAGAGGAACUUUUCCCUGCGAUAUUUCUGUCCUUGAUAUUCAUCAGGAUUUGGAUUGGAAUCCUAAAGUUUCUACCCUGAAUGUCUGGCCUCUUUAUAUCUGCGAUGAUGGUGCAGUCAUAUUUUAUAGGGAUAAAACAGAAGAAUUAAUGGAGUUGACAGAUGAGCAAAGAAAUGAACUGAUGAAAAAAGAAAGCAGUCGACUCCAGAAGACGGGACAUCGAGUAACAUACUCACCUCGGAAAGAGAAAGCAUUAAAAAUAUAUCUGGAUGGAGCACCAAAUAAAGAUCUGACUCAAGACUGA